This is a messenger RNA of Osmerus eperlanus (European smelt), 4255 nucleotides long. RefSeq names its product tripartite motif containing 8a (gene trim8a). Lineage: Eukaryota; Metazoa; Chordata; Actinopteri; Osmeriformes; Osmeridae. The coding region runs from base 1015 to 2730 and encodes 571 amino acids. The record is from RefSeq and is a predicted model, not a curated record. The transcript has 6 exons.
GCUGCCGUCACGCUAUCAGAGAAGGGGGAGCCGAGCAAAAUUCGGAGUUACGUCCAGUGUGGCUAUAGCUCUCCUAAAGGAACCAGAAAAAGCACAACGAUUAUCAUAUUAGGACGACUGGAAUAUAGUGCAGCGACAAUUUUUUGGAAAUGUAUUUAGACCUUGACCGUCAACGAAUCGCUUGAUCCUGCGAAGAAGCAGAAAUCUUCUGACGUUUUCCGUUUUUAACAGACUGUCGCUGCAUCGGAGAAGCUGCAUACAAAUGAGAUGGAAAAUAAAUAGUAACGUUGCUUUUUAAAUUUGCUCUAAAGACGCUGACAAAAUGGCUGUUAAUAGAAAGCUAUAGAAAGACGUGUCGACCUAAUUCUAGUAGGCUGUGAGAGCUAUUUAAUGUGACUGUUUGAUACGUUGUUACAAUUACUCCACAGACUCUGGCUCUCUUCUUAAAUUAACCCGUUAGGCCCAUAGAUCGGCUACCUGACGAAUAUCCGUCCUACUUGCGCUUUUCACUUCCUCUUCGUGUGAGGGAAUUCAUAUUCGCAGCGACAUAGCCUACUCUGUCUGCUUGUUCUGUAUUCUGCUUCAGUUUCUGACUUUUUUUAUGAUAGUAUAUCCUAAACAUGCCCAACUGUUAAGUCUGUUUUGUCAACUUCCCUCGGCUGUUUUGUGGAUGGACAUUAAUGAUUGACAGAUAGGGAACGCGCUAUACCGUAUCAGCAUCCUUGUCCCUUAAUGUCUCGCCAUUAAGUGUUACGCCAUUAUAAUCAAAAAGCAGAUUAUUUUGGUGGGUUGUAGAUUUUUCUAAUCGUUUUUGUCAUAAAGACACGACAAGUGUAGUUCAGUGGUUAGGCUAGGGUAAGUUGCAGAAUCUAAAUAUUCUUUAGUCUAUAGCUAUAUCGUUUUACUUUGUAUUGUAAUUUUGUCGGAGAGCCUACUUUUCUAAAACAAAGAAUCCGGGUUAGGCCAGCCAAUUCUUACAGAACCGUUGACAGGAAUCCAACAAACGAAACCAACAUGGCAGAGAGUUGGAAAAACUGUUUCGAAGAAGAACUUAUCUGUCCGAUCUGUCUUCAUGUGUUCGAGGAGCCCAUACAGCUCCAGUGCAAACACAACUUCUGCCGGGGCUGUAUCUCCGAGGCCUGGGCCAAAGAGGCGGCGGCAGUCCGAUGUCCAGAGUGCAAUCACGCAUACUCUCAGAAACCCACACUGGAAAAGAACAUCAAACUAACGAACAUUGUGGAGAAGUUCAAUUCGUUAAACGUCGACAAGACACCCUCGGUGUUGCAUUGUAUCUUCUGCCGACGGGGCCCUCCGCUCCCGGCGCAGAAAGUUUGCUUGCGUUGCAAAGCGCCCUGCUGUCAAUCUCACGUCCAAACGCACCUGCAGCAGCCGUCACCGGCUCCGGGGCACCUGUUGGUGGAUACGGAGGAGGUGAGAGCGUGGACUUGCCCACAGCACGACGAGUACCGACUGUUCCACUGCGAGGCAGAGCAGGUGGCCGUCUGUCAGUACUGCUGCUUCUCCAGGUGCGCCUCGAGCCAUGGACACGCCGUCUGCGACGUGGAGGUGCGAAGGAACGAUAUUCGGCACAUGUUGAUGAAGCAACAGGAGAGGAUAGAGGAUCGGGUUCAGGACAUUGAGGAGCAACUCUGCAAGCUGGAGUCGGACAAGACACAGGUGGAGGAUGCUGUGUGUGAGCUGAAGGAGCAGGUGAAGUCUCAGUACCGGCGUAUGCAGCUGAUGCUGGAAGAGGACCUGAGUGAGACCAUGCAGCUGCUAGACCGAGCCCACUCCAGAUACCGACAGGAGAACUCCCAGCAGGCCUUGCGGCUCAGCGAGAGGAGACAGGAGGCUGACAAGCUACUGAGCUCUGUUCAGAUGGUCUUGGACAGGGCCGAGGACAUCAACUUCAUGAAGAACACCAAACCUGUGAAGCUGUUGAGUGACAGGUCCCAGUCAUGUCUGGGCAGCGGCCUCCCACCUCACAAGGUCGGCCAUCUCAACUCCAAGCUCCUGCUCUCAGAGGUCACCAAGAAGGAGAAGAACCUGCACAAGAUGCUGGAAGUUCCGUUCAGUGCACCUUCGCUCCUUCUCCAGACAGUGCCGUACCCAGCCACCUCCCAAGCCUCCUCCUCCUCCUCCUCCAGGCCAGAGAAGCGCAAACACUUCUCAGCCUUCCCCGAGGGCUCUGGAGGGGCCCACAACUUCCAGGAUCCUUCCCCCAGCGCCAAGCAGCCCUACCUGGGUGGCCAGGGCCGUCAGGGGCCCUCCUCGUCUUCUUCCGAGGGCCCCUCCCAGGCUUUGAACCCCAGCUUAGGCCCCAGCUCCUCAGUCCAACAUAUCAGUGUUCUGGGGGACAGCUCCAGUGGCUCUCCAUCGGCCCCCCACCACUCGGGCCCCGUUUUCCCCCCUUCCCACUACCCCAGUGGGGGCCCCUCUCAGCAGGCUGUUUUGCCGGAGUAUGCAGGCAGGAAGAUCCUUAUGUGUACCAUGGAUAACUGCUAUUGCUCUGGGGUGCCCCCUCGCACCAACCCACCCUACCCGAGAUCAGGCUCCUUCCCCUGGGUGACCUCGCCGGAGUACCCUCCUCAUCCCCAGCUGUCCUCCGGAGCCUCAGCCAUGCAGGGGCUGUCUAUGAGGGACUGGAUAGAUGCCUCACAGACACACAGACACCCAGACUUCUACGGGCUGUACGGGCAGUCCUCGGCCAAGCACUACGUCACCAGUUAACAGUGAACUGUGCCUAUAAAACUUCUGGAUCCCAGUCUACUUUCUGCUCUCACAAGUCUACAAACUUGUUGUUAUUUUUCUUUCCCUCUCUGUGGGAAUGACAGUUACAUUUACAUUUAGUCAUUUAGCAGACGCUCUUAUCCAGAGCGACUUACAGUAAGUACAGGGGCAUUCCCCCUGAGGCAAGUAGGGUGAAGUGCCUUGCCCAAGGACACAACGUCAUUUGACACGGCCGGGAAUCGAACUGGCAACCUUCAGAUUACUAGCCCGAUUCCCUCACCGCUCAGCCACCUGACUCCCAGUUCAUAGACAGGAUUCAUGUUGGUGUGAUUAUGAACACAUCAGAAUAGAGGAUAAAUAUAACAGGCUGUUAUAAUUGGGGUGUGUGUGUGAUGGCAAGAAAGUAGAUUUGCUUUGGAUAAUUACUGUUUUACCUAAUGUUUUGCUUUGACUGGAACUGUAAGCUAUGACAACUUGGUCUUAACCACAUUCAGGAAGUUAUUUGUCUUAAAAGAAGUCCUUCCUCUCCACAGAGAGAAUUGUUAUUGACUCAAUCCAUAGACUGCAGUGCCUGAGAACCCCUAAGAACUCAUUUUAUUUCCUGAAAGUAGUCUUAACUUCCUGUCCCAAAGCUCUUGACUUCCUGUCAGUUGCUGAAAGCCUCCUGGAGGUGGCUGUAUAUUCCAUGGGUCCUGGCAGGAUGUGGCAUAAACGGUUGUCCGUUUUUUCAUGACUUUUAUACCAGAUAACAAAUGGAAUUAAACUGCUACUGUACACAAAAUAAACAAAUCAAUGUACUUCAGAACAAGACUAACAUAUUGUUUGAUUAUGGCUAAAAGGAAAUAUAUGUGAUAUUGCUGUUUGUGUUAUUCCAAGACAUUAGCUUGGACCAUGUCUCAUGUUAAACCUGGUGCUGAAAACGUGCCAGCUGGGAUUCACUAUUUCUGUAUGCCACAGAAUGUUCGCUGUUCUUUUACUGUUGUGUUGGUUACACUUUAACCUGAUCAAACCCACUCCCCCGCAGGUGUGUGUGUGUGUGGUCAUGGAGCUCGUCAUUGAGAGAAGGUGUGUUAGUUUAAGAGAUGUUUUCACAACCAUUCAUUGGGCCUGAAAUGUGUGAAAGAAGCUCCUAUACCACAUAUACACACUGUUCCGUAAUACUCUAUUUACAUUGAUUCAUUUAGCAGAUACCUUUAUCCUAAAUGACGUACAAAUAGUAUAUGUCACCCGUUUAUGGAACCUUUCCUACUGCCAGACUGGAUACACCCAAUGAACUGAGUCAGGAAUGGAGAGAGAAUAGGAGGUCACAAAGUCUAGAACAGACUAAUCUACAUGCCACUAUACAAUACUAUAUCCUAAACAAACUUGGGAAUGCUAUGCCAUACAUAAUAAAUGACAGUAACAGAGAAUGUUUUGCUCCUGGUAGCCUGUUGGAAGUGUGUGCAUUUUCUGCAGUGUGUCUACUUCCUGGUUUAAAACAUGCAGCAUAUUAAAGUACCUUGCCUGGGAGAGAUUUCCCUUUGUC